AUGCCCCAGAAACUCACGGGCGCAGGGAGAUACCAAUCCCGACUACAGCCAAACCUUUGUAUUCGUAAACGACUAUAGCGCCGUAAAAGAGCAACAGCCAGACUACGAGGCAGAGCCCUCGAGCGAUGAUCUCUCCUCGUUAUUGCUUCGAGCCGAGGGUGUCAAGGGCAAGUGUUUCGUCCUCACCUUCUCGCCGAAGCAUCACCUCACGCUUGCCGACAUGCCCGCCGAGGAAAUUCUUCCGAUCAUCGAGACGUGGACAAGGAUCUAUGCAGCCUACCUUUCACCGACCAACCUCCUCUCGCCGGUCGCCGCAAAGCUCAACCUCCUUAGCCGUGAAGCUCCCCCCGAGUCUCUAGUUCCCCCACCGACACAGCAGCUGCGGUAUAUGCAGAUUUUCGAAAAUAAAGGCGCUGCGAUGGGGUGCUCAAACCCCCAUCCGCACUGCCAGAUUUGGACCACCAACGCCCUGCCAGAGGAGCCAGCCUCCGAAGCCGCUCAGCUGGCAAAAUACCGAGCCGAGCACGGAGGACGUCAUCUGCUAGGGGAUUAUGUUAAGCUAGAGGUGGAGAAAAAUGAGCGCAUCGUGUACCAGAACGAGUCUUUCCUAGUGGUCUGCCCAUGGUGGGCGGUUUGGCCCUUCGAGGUCAUGAUCAUCGCCAAGCGGCACGUACGAGCGUUGGUGGACCUGUCAGAACAGGAGAGGUUCGGGUUGGCCCAGGCGAUGCAAGAAGUGACAAGAAGAUAUGACAACUUGUUCGAGACCAGCUUCCCGUACAGCUCUGGAAUCCACCAAGCCCCGCUCGACGGGACUGAGAAAGAGGUCGAGAAUAGCUGGUUUCAUAUGCACUUCUAUCCGCCCCUGCUUCGAUCGGCCACGGUGCGCAAGUUCUUGGUCGGAUACGAAUUGAUGGCGGAGCCGCAGCGAGACAUUACCCCGGAGCAGGCCGCAGCGAAGCUGAGGAGUUGUGGUGGGGAGCUCUAUCGCAGGACGCUGCAAUAGCUGGCGGAUGGCACUCGCAGAUUUUACAGCAGGGCCGGUUAGAGGAUGAUGGUAUACGUACAUACGCUUGAGAGGUAUUUAGUACGCACAAGUUCAUAGCGGUACGUAGGUAGGUUACUAUGCCAUGGCCGUCAAUGCUAC
Messenger RNA from Durotheca rogersii, 1144 nucleotides. Its product is annotated as galactose-1-phosphate uridylyltransferase. The record is from RefSeq and is a predicted model, not a curated record. Gene Ontology annotation, cellular component: cytoplasm. NCBI's taxonomy places the organism in Eukaryota, Fungi, Ascomycota, Sordariomycetes, Xylariales, Xylariaceae. The coding region runs from base 221 to 1003 and encodes 260 amino acids. Gene Ontology annotation, biological process: beta-D-galactose catabolic process via UDP-galactose, Leloir pathway. Gene Ontology annotation, molecular function: zinc ion binding; UDP-glucose:hexose-1-phosphate uridylyltransferase activity. The transcript is spliced from 2 exons.